AGGCGGCUCUCUGCUUCCUGGUUGUAGUUGUCAAACACAAGCUACGGUUUGGAUAACGACCGAUGUCCGCAGUCUACGCCCUGCAUCGCCCCGAGCGAGUUUUAAGCAGCCACAAAGCAAGAAAUCCUGGACGAUGGCGUUCAGGAAGGCUCUGAAACGGACAGCGAUCAUCGGCAGUGGGGCGGUCGCCACAGUUUUUGGCCUAUCACAGCUGAUCGAGUACAGGAAGACGCAGCAUGGAUUGGCUCGGUUAGCCCACGUGGCAGCAGAAGCAGAGCUGAGGGUUCCCUUUGCGGAUGAGUUCCCCGCUCGGCAGGCCCAGCUCGCAGCGCUGCAAAACACAGAGGAGUUUGAUGUCCUGGUUGUCGGAGGAGGGGCCACGGGUGCAGGAUGUGCCUUAGAUGCUGUCACGCGCAACCUCAAAACUGCUCUCGUAGAGAGAAGCGAUUUCUCUUCGGGGACCAGCAGCCGGAGUACCAAGCUAAUCCAUGGUGGAGUCCGCUACCUCCAGAAGGCCAUCAUGCAGUUAGACUAUGAACAGUACAUGAUGGUGAAAGAAGCGCUCCACGAGCGAGCCAACCUCCUGGAGAUUGCCCCUCACCUAUCUGCGCCGCUACCCAUCAUGCUUCCUGUUUACAAAUGGUGGCAGUUGCCUUACUACUGGGCAGGGAUCAAGAUGUAUGACUUGGUGGCUGGGAUCCAGUGCCUGAAGAGCAGCUACGUCCUCAGUAAGACCAAAGCCUUGGAGCUUUUCCCCAUGUUGAAGAAGGACAAGCUGGUGGGAGCCAUCGUAUACUAUGACGGGCAGCACAAUGAUGCCCGUAUGAACCUGGCCAUCGCCCUCACUUCAGCCCGCUACGGCGCCGCCGUCGCCAACUACACCGAGGUGGUCCACCUGCUGAAGACAAACGACCCCCAGACCGGCAAGGAGAAGGUGUGUGGCGCUCGCUGCAGGGACGUCAUCACAGGACGGGAGUUUGACGUGAAGGCCAAGUGUGUGAUCAACGCCACCGGGCCGUUUACAGACUCCCUGAGGAAGAUGGACAACCAGGAAACCAAAAACAUCUGCCAACCCAGCGCUGGUGUUCACAUCGUCAUCCCCGGUUACUACAGCCCUGACAACAUGGGUCUGCUCGAUCCGGCGACAAGUGACGGACGUGUCAUCUUCUUCCUGCCCUGGGAGAAGAUGACCAUCGCCGGGACGACCGACUCGCCCACCAGUGUGACGGCCCACCCCGUCCCAGGGGAGGACGACAUCAACUUCAUCCUGAAUGAAGUCCGCAACUACCUCAGCCCCGACGUAGAAGUGCGCAGAGGAGACGUGUUGGCAGCGUGGAGCGGCAUCCGUCCGCUGGUGACCGACCCCAACUCCAAAGACACUCAGUCCAUCUGUAGAAACCACAUCGUCAGCAUCAGUGACAGCGGACUGGUCACCAUCGCUGGUGGGAAGUGGACUACCUACAGAUCGAUGGCCGAAGACACUCUGGACGCAGCCAUCAAAGCCCACAGCCUCUCAGCAGAGCCCUGCAAGACCGUGGGCCUGAUGCUGGAGGGAGCCAAAGGCUGGACGCCCACGCUCUACAUCCGCCUGGUGCAGGACUACGGACUGGAGAAUGAGGUCGCUCAGCACCUGGUCUCCACUUACGGAGGAAAGGCGUUCGACGUGGCCAAGAUGGCUCAGGUCACCGGGCAAAGAUGGCCAAUCGUGGGCAAGAGAUUGGUGUCUGAAUUCCCCUACAUCGAGGGCGAGGUGCUGUAUGCAAUCAAGGAGUACGCCUGCACAGCCAUUGACGUUAUCGCCCGGCGAACACGCCUGGGCUUCUUGAACGUGCAGGCGGCUGAUGAAGCCCUCCCACGCAUCGUGCAGAUCAUGGGGAAAGAGCUGGACUGGAGCGAGGAGCGGAAGACGGCCGAGCUGGACGCAGCCAGGAAGUUUUUGUACCUGGAGAUGGGCUACAGGUCUCGCUCUGAACAGCUGACCAAGACAUCUGAGAUCAAUCUGGACAACCAGGAAGUAGCCAGGUACAAGAAGCGUUUCCAUAAGUUUGACAAAGAGAGCAAAGGAUUCAUCACGACUGUUGACGUCCAGCAAGUUUUAGAAAGCAUCAAUGUCCACAUUGAUGAAAAUGCGCUCCAUGAAAUCCUUAAUGAGGUGGACCUGAACAAGAACGGACAAGUGGAAAUUGAUGAAUUCAUGCAGUUGAUGAGCGCGGUGAAGAAAGGACAGGUGUCUGACAGCCGUCUGGCCAUACUGAUGAAAACAGCGGAGGAAACGUUGGAAAAAAGAGGGCCAGUGACGGUGGACCGAAGCGGGGGCGGAGUCUGAGUCAGAGGAUGCCAAAAACAACCAAAUCUGCUACUGGUCCUUUAAAAGGUGGUGACGACAAAAGGGGCAAACGGUGCCAUUUGAAAGACAAUAAUGCAAUCAAGCACGCAGCGGGAUGAAUUUAGCCAAAUCAAGAGUGUGUUUUUGAGUGGACUGGUUCCUAAUGAUUGAGGCUGAGGCUUGUGUUUCCUGACCAGUUGAUCCGUCUCUUUUUCUCAACAUCUGGUGCCUCUGAUGUUACGCAGCACAUCUGUUUUAUACUGUCUUUUGAUAUUUCAAUCAUUCACAUUAUCUUUGUAAUUUCUCCAACGCUGCUUUUUCAACUUAAUUUAUUUUUUAACAUCACCGACACUGAUUGUUGGUAAGACGCUGUCCUCAAUGCGAUGCAGCUUUUUCACGGGGCAACUGAGCAUUUGGUUCUGCUUUAUUUUACGGGUCCAUUAUUAAUUAUCCUAAUAAUUCCCUGUAAGAAAUAUGUAACCUGCUACUAAUUAUCGGGAAAAUCAAGACAUACUUUGACAAGCAUAGAGCUUAACAUAAAUGAAUGAAUAAAGUUUCCAUUAAUGAAUGACUAAUAAUUAAUAUUUACUUGGCCUAAAUGGACCCUGUUUUUCCUGUAAUCAGUAAAAUGGAACCGAUUCUUUCCAGGAAACUUUCAGAGAAGUAAUUAUGGACCCCUAAAAUAAAGCCUUGGCGAGAUCUUCAGUUGUUUCUGAUCUUAUGAUGUAAUGAGCACUAGUCAGGUAAUAUUUAAUGGUUCCUAAAGCACUUUGACAUGUUUCUGAAGUACUUGGACUGAUUUGGAUUAAGUGUGGGACUAAUCUGGCAUCUUCUUGCCCACUGUGUUUUUCUAUUUAUUGCACUACUGACAACUACUGAUACUGAACUACUAUGGAUGCUGAGGUUUACAUUGCAAGGUUUCCAGCUUUGGCGUUUUUAACCCUUUCUUUCCAUCUACUGUAUAUUUUUAUUAUUUAUUCUUUUUUCUCAUGUUACUGCAGCCAUUUAUAGACAAAUACAGUUAGAUGUUUUAAUAUGUUGCAUGAGAUAAUCUGGAUUUUAAAGGCACUUUUAUUUGCAUGCUUCCCUUUUACUAAAUUUUUUUAUUUGUAUUUUCACAAAAUGUGUUUGGAGUUCAUUCUUUUAUUUCUUGUGGUGAAGGCAAAGAGAAAGUAUAUACUCCUGCUGACAUUUAUGUGACACAAAUGGGACAUUUGUAAUCCAGCGUUGAUGUCAUGUCAGAGCAUGUUUGUGAUUUUUAGGAAAUGAAAAGUAUAUGUGCCUUGAUGUGCCUAAGAUAUGACUCUUUUUCACAGCACACUCCCAUGUUAAACCAAUACAGGAAAUGAUGUUAAAGAAUGUAAAGAUGUUUAAAUAAUAGUUGUUAUAUAAAGAAUAGUAUUUAAACUGCAUUGCAUGUUUUUUGUUUAGAACAGAGGUCAUGCUGCCAUGUCAGAGGGGUGAACUUUAGUUUGGUCAUUUGACCUGCACAAAUCAAUAGGGACAAUAGGUGUUUAAUAGGACACAGGGAUUGUUUACGUAUCUGACGUAUUUUAAUUCAUGUGUGAGCCUCUCACAGGUUUAAAAUCAGGUGGUUGAAAAAAGAAGAAGGUGAUUUAAUUUACUUCUGAGCCCCGAUCAGGAUUGAGGAAGCAGGUUAGUUGACUUUUUGAGUCUUAAGUAAUACAUACAGAUGUUUUUUUUCUGAACUGAGGCUAUUAGUUAUGAAUUCUGAUGUUGCUGAGAAGAACUUAAGAUGAAACCAAGAUUUUAGGGUUUUAGGAGCUUGAAAAAUAUUGUUUAGUAGUAGAACUAAAGACCACAUUCAGACUGACUUUAGCCUUCUGGCAAGAAAGUUAAACCUCAACUUGCAACCUAACACAUUGUGUAUUUAUGCUCAAAAUAGUUCCUUUUCCAGAGUUAUAAAAUCCUGUCCUAAAGUAUUGUGCAGCGUUUCAUCUGAGAAGCCUUCAAACUCUUAGAUCUGCUGCUCAAACUCACUUGCAUUUCAUCUCCAUCUAAACGCCCGCUAUUUAAGCUAUCAAAUAAGUAAAAGAAAAAAGGGAUGGCAGUUUGUUUUCAUUCCUCCAACAUGGCAGUAGGUCCAUCCUCACUCUUCCUCUCCUGCAGAUGGUUUUAUAUUGUUAAAUAAAUGUGUGUGUGUG
This is a messenger RNA of Perca flavescens (yellow perch), 4491 nucleotides long. RefSeq names its product glycerol-3-phosphate dehydrogenase 2 (mitochondrial) (gene gpd2). The record is from RefSeq and is a predicted model, not a curated record. The transcript is spliced from 18 exons. NCBI's taxonomy places the organism in Eukaryota, Metazoa, Chordata, Actinopteri, Perciformes, Percidae. Gene Ontology annotation, cellular component: mitochondrion. Gene Ontology annotation, biological process: glycerol-3-phosphate metabolic process. The coding region runs from base 134 to 2326 and encodes 730 amino acids. Gene Ontology annotation, molecular function: glycerol-3-phosphate dehydrogenase (quinone) activity; calcium ion binding.